CUGCAUUUUUUUUAUGUCAUUUGUCAUGUCAUAGUGUUCAUCCUUUAUCUGGGGGUAGGUCCCGGUUCCAAACCGUCUGACAGCUGUAUCCCACGGAAAGAUUUAUUUCUUUUUUUUAUACGAAAUGCCAUUUUUUUGAAGAUUUUUUAAGACCAAGAAUACAGUAAAAGUUGCCCUAAUGUUGAAUUUCAAUUCGUAACCGUGUAAGUUUAUACCGUUCGCGGUGGAUUAAAUUUUACAAAGAGUGAGUGUCGUAUAUUUGAGUGUGUUUAUAGAAAAUAUAAAUAAAUUCUUUAUUAUUUCAAAACGAGAAAUCCACGGACUUGAUAUAUUUAAAACAUUAUUGAAUAUUGGUCUACAGAAUAUUUGCAAAUAUUCGUGUUCAAAAAGUAUAAAAUGAUGAUGUAUUCGAAGUAUGUUCCUCAAAGCUUAAAACAUUUUAUGUGCCACGGACAAUACAAAGAAGUAACCAAAGCUUUGCAAGACGUUAAAAACGAAGCUAACUUGCAAGCAGAAUGUAUGGAUAUUGUAUCACUAUUAGCAGGGUAUUUGACGGAACAAAAUUUGGAAGCCAACUUCGAACUAUACUCGAUGUCGGAAGAUCUACUUAAACUUGUUGCAGAGCGUUGUAAUCCACAAGAAACGCUGCUUGAAAUACUGGAGAAAAUUGAAACCACGAAUCACGAUGAAAUCUUUACUAGCUUGCUAAAGAGCCUACAAAUAGUUCUUUUGAGACUCCACAACAAUAAACCGCGAUCUUUCGAAUUCAGUUUGAACUCGAUAUUAACAUACAUCGAGAAGGUAAAUCUGCCGGAAUACAUAAAAAACAGCGAUGAAAAACAGGAGCUACUACUAGAAACCGAUUCAACUGUUCGUCGAAUUUUGCAACUUUACAUGACCGUUCUACUUUUCUUAGAACCUUUUACCAAACUACUUCAAAAUGAUGCCACUACAGUUUUUCGGGAUACAACAGCAACUAGAAAAAAUAUCCUGAUUUGUUUCAUUUUGCAACUGUUGCAAAAAUCUUCAAUUUACUUGAAUGUGGAAAAGAAGACUGAUAAAAUGGAUGUUAAAACGUACACGAGACAAGUUGCCGAAGACCUUAUUUUGGUCAUACUAAAGCUUACUGGAGAUCCCUUCUUUUUUCUUUUGUUCCAUAACAACGAAUAUGUUUGCUCUUCGGUAUUUGAAAAAAGUCGUCAAAAUCUUAAACAAAACAUUUUUAGGAUGCAAGAUAAAUGCUCCACCGAAUCACUAGCAAUGUUUUAUUACCUAUUGCUCGUUGGGGAUUUGGUACCGGAAACUGCACCGAAAUUAUAUACCUCACAUUAUCUGUUUGAGACGUGCCUUGGAUUCUGCGUUCAUUUUUUGUCGCAUGAGCAAUCGGCGAUUAACUAUAAAGGGAUACAAAUGGGUCAAACUUUGUUGGAGAUUCUAGGAACGAAACAUCUUCAAGCCAAGGAUUUGGAUGAAAACAUGCACAGAUUGUUCUGUCAGUAUCUGACCCAGACUAUUAUAUACUCGAGUAUCGAAAGGAACCGAAAAGAAGGAACAUUGCUAUUACGAGAUUAUAUCCUCAAAUUUGAUUGUGAAGGAAGGUAUCUGCUAAUAUCAAAUUUAUUCAAGAGUGUGAAUCAUAGCGGAUUAAGAUCAUACCUGGCAACUAUUUUCAAAAACAUGGUCCAUAAAGCAAUCGAAGAUUAUGGGGAUAAAAACAGGAAAAAUGAUUUAUUCCUUGGAAAAUCGCUGAAGCAUCUAUUGAUGACAGAAAUAUGCGUUUUGAAAAAUCAUAUUGAAACUGAUUUGAUAGAUAAUGCCGAUGAGAUAAUAUCGGGUUUGAAUAUCCUACGUUUCCUCAUCAUUCGGGAUAAAACAAAUGUAACAGACAUUUGUAGUUACAUUGAUCAAUUAGAUCAACAAUUUUUGAAGCCUUUGAGAAAGUCUAUAGAUAUGUCCCGAGCUCAUUUCUCAGCAGAGUUAGAUCAAGUUCAACAAGGACUUCCUGUAGAAGAAAAAAUAGAUUUCGAUAUUAGCGUUGAUGUCUUGAAUGGCGAGUCUUUAAGUGAACUUACUAAAGAACGAAAAUUGAGUAUGCUGAAAAACGCUUUGAACACAUUCGAUCUCAUGGACUGUUUAUUGGCGAGGGUUAAUGAAUGUGUCACAAUAGGAUUGAAAUCACACAAAAAAGCAAAAUAAUGAAAAUAAUACUUCUGUAAUACAAUACUAGAAUAAAAACAAUUGCAUACAAAAAUAAAUAAUGUUUGUUUAUUGGCGUGAGUCAUUGGUUGACUACCUGGCAGACCAACAGACUAUUAUCAUCUACAUUAGUAUGGGAAACAUUUCAUCAUCAAAUUAAAAAUAAACCGUCUAUAUACAUUUUGUCUAUUGACCUAAAAAGAGACCUGUGCAAAAUUUCAGCUCAAGUCAAUUCUCUCCUUUUCUGUUAAUUUUUGUGUGAAGUAUUGAGUUAACAAUUAUUGAUAACU
Uranotaenia lowii is the source of this 2486-nucleotide messenger RNA. RefSeq names its product ubiquinone biosynthesis protein COQ9, mitochondrial-like. The record is from RefSeq and is a predicted model, not a curated record. The transcript is spliced from 3 exons. Gene Ontology annotation, cellular component: mitochondrial inner membrane; cytoplasm. NCBI's taxonomy places the organism in Eukaryota, Metazoa, Arthropoda, Insecta, Diptera, Culicidae. Gene Ontology annotation, molecular function: ubiquitin-protein transferase inhibitor activity; lipid binding. Bases 397 to 2196 code for a protein of 599 amino acids. Gene Ontology annotation, biological process: ubiquinone biosynthetic process.